Messenger RNA from Nicotiana attenuata, 742 nucleotides. Its product is annotated as nuclear/nucleolar GTPase 2-like. The transcript is spliced from 4 exons. Bases 42 to 554 code for a protein of 170 amino acids. Gene Ontology annotation, cellular component: nucleolus. NCBI's taxonomy places the organism in Eukaryota, Viridiplantae, Streptophyta, Magnoliopsida, Solanales, Solanaceae. The record is from RefSeq and is a predicted model, not a curated record.
UAAGGGUUACAAAAAGCCUCAUUUAUAUUUUCACGAUCAAAAUGGCGAAGAAGAAAACUCAACGUAGUGCCGCCACUAAUCGGCGGCUAAAGAUGUAUAAUAGCAGGCCGAAGCGUGACCAUAAGGGCAAAAUCAUAAAGCACGAUUUACAGUCGAAGAAGCUUCCUUCAACGCGGAUACAACCUGAUCCCCGCUGGUUCAUCAAUACUCGGGUGAUCUGUCAGAAGAAAUUGGAAUUGUUUAGAGAAGAGAUCCAAAAUCGGCUUUCCAGUAACUACAAUGUUAUAUUGAAUGAAAGCAAAUUGCCCAUGUCCCUUUUGAAUGAUCAUCUGAAGAAAGGAAAACUUCAUUCUAUCGACAGUGAGCCUAUUGCUGAUGCUUGUGGACCUAAAGCGAAGAGGAAAUGCCCAAAACAUAUUGAAUCAGUAGCCAAGAAUGACAUGUCUGAAGAUGCCGUCCUCGCGGUUCAUGAAGAAACAGGACCAUCGAAACCCAACAUUUUCACAGGAAGACGCACACUAGACCCUAAGCAAACCAAGUCAAAGCAUUUUUGAGGUUUAUGAAACUGAAGAUGCAAGAGAGAAACCAGAAUAAGAUUAGGUGAUUGAGUUUUUUAGUAUAUAUUAGUGAAGAUAUUUCAGUAUAUUCGAGAAUGUUAGUGGAAUCAAAGCAGAGCUAUUAUAACAAAAGCUAGAGAACCGAUGUGUAAUGCUGCUAGAGUAUGAUUAACCAUUGCUGUUGA